Messenger RNA from Sphaeramia orbicularis (orbiculate cardinalfish), 1161 nucleotides. It is a transcript of the gene styxl1, whose product is annotated as serine/threonine/tyrosine interacting-like 1. The transcript is spliced from 5 exons. The record is from RefSeq and is a predicted model, not a curated record. Gene Ontology annotation, cellular component: cytoplasm. NCBI's taxonomy places the organism in Eukaryota, Metazoa, Chordata, Actinopteri, Kurtiformes, Apogonidae. Gene Ontology annotation, molecular function: phosphoprotein phosphatase activity. Gene Ontology annotation, biological process: protein dephosphorylation; negative regulation of MAPK cascade. The coding region runs from base 1 to 1161 and encodes 386 amino acids.
AUGACGGGCUGGUGGAAACAGCUGAUGCAUCUGCCAGAUGACUUCAACGAGAUGGGCGUAGUACUGUCCAGAGUAAAUAACAGUUGUAGAGUGGCCUCCAGAGAACCUGUCAAUACAUUCCAGAUAGUGAACAGUAUCUCUGACAGAGAGGCCAAUAGCCCAGAUAGUGACCAUUCCUCCAUCAUACCUAACCAGACCAAAGUAUAUGAGCCAGAAGAAGUGCGUGUUCCUUCUCUUCCGGAGGCAGUUUAUGUGGAAAAAGGCUAUAUCACCCCACAGCAGGCGUACAACCUUCUGAAUGCAGAGGAAGGCCAGCCCGCCCUGUAUGAUCCCUAUUAUAUCCUCAUAUUAGACUGUCGCAGUGCAGAAAGGUACAACGACAGCCACGUGGUAACAGCAAGAGCCAGUGUGACAGUGAUCCACCCUGAACUGGGCUGUCUUAUCAGCUGUAUAGAGCUGCAGAAGUACUCCAUAAUACUGCUGUAUGCAGAGGAAGGCUGCAGCCCAGUGGGCAGUAAGAAGGCCAGGGAUGACUCCCCUGAUCUUCAGCGCUGCUUUUUUCAGCUCAGUGCCUUGGGAAUGGACCCUGUAAUCCUGCUGGGGGGUUUCUCAGCCUUUUAUGCCCUUUACCCUUUUCUUUGUACUCAACGUAUGGUCCUGUUGGAACCUGAACGCCACACCCUCACUAUAUACCCCUCAGAGAUCCUGGAGGAAGCUCUCUACCAGGGCUCUGCUGCCCAGGCUGCAGAUUAUCGCAUCAUUAAGAAUCUACAUAUAACCCAUGUAGUCAAUGCCACUACCAACUGCCCUGAUGCUUUCCCCAAUAUACUGAGUUAUCUGAGGCUGCGUCUGAGUGAUGAUGCCCAGCAGGACCUGGUGGAGGCACUGCCACUGGCGUCCAGGUUCAUCAACACGGUGCUGAAAACUGAGCCAGCUGGCCGUGUUCUGGUCCACUGCAGUAUGGGCAGAAGCCGCAGCUCAGCGCUAACACUGGCUUUCCUUAUGGAGCAUCGGCACUGGUCGCUGCUUCAUGCCCUGCGAUGGCUGAAGGAGAGGAGGGCAUGCACAGCACCUAAUGUGAACUUCCUGCGUCAGCUACUGACCUAUGAGGAGCAGCUGUUUGGAAGCAGACUCACCUCCCUGGAUGACAUCCGCCGAUGA